UCCUAUGUGUUAAAUUGUAGCAUUUUUGUUUGAUUGCCUUCAGCUGUCGCCCAUCUCAGAAUGACCUUCCAAGACCAUAGGAAACUUUUCCCAUUUUGCAUUUAUAAUAUAUAGCCGAACUGAAAUACCGUCUUCUAGGAGAUGAUGUUUUUCAAAAUGAACUGGAUCUGUGUUUUCUUCCAUAAAGAGAACUCCCAUCAAAGAAUUUUCUCUCUACCAAUGAAGGCUGGCAGUUCUACUAUGUAUGGUUUUAGCUGCCUAGGGCACUAUAACAAUGUAUUAUUUGCCCAUGGAAAAACUGCCAGUAUAUGUUAGAAGUGGUGCCUACAAUCAGGUCUUCCUGAUUCUUAAGAUCAGAUUUAUAUCCUGCAAUCCAGAGCUGUCUCUGUAAUUAGUAAGUUAUAUUGUUUAAUAUACAUCCACUCUCAAAGUAGUCUCAAGUUCCAGGGGUUUUUGUAAUGUGAAUUAAUCUAUUCAUUAGUUUUAUAAGUUCAUAUUGAAUAAGGAGAAAUGUUGAUGAUUUUUUUAAAGUUUAAAUCCACAUCUUUGCCAUAUAGCCACAUGAUCAGAUGGGGAUAAGGAAUUUCAAGACAGAACAUUUUUUUUUAAUCCGAGGUGGAUACCAAUAGGUAAGAGGACCUGGGUUUGGGAAUAUCUUUGUGGAUUUCAUUUGUGUUUCGUAAAAGUCAGGACUUUUCAACUGUUUUAUCCCCAGAAGAAAGACCUGUGUAAUUAGCACCAAUGCAGGACUCUGAGUCUUGACACCCUAAUGUUGACUCAACAUCUUACAGAGGGGGGAGAUGAGGAACCUUAGGGGAAAUCUGGUGAAGGCCUGUCUAGACCUAAGAAAAUUUAAUACUACAGCAAAACCAGAGCUUCCUCAGCCUCUCCUUACUCUUCUCUCACCAAUAUAUCUUUAGUUAUUUGUUGUGGUACUUCUAGUAGUGAAACAGAGCUGGGAAUGAGAUGUAUAUUUGAGUAAGUAAACUGACUGCUUAUCACAUACAUUCUACUGAGGCUAUGGUUGUAACAUUCAAAUAUUCAGUUUGGCCAAUGGGAGUAUUCCAUUAAGGCAUCUCCCCUCCCCCCCACCCCUUGAUAGGUCAGGGUCUGUGGCUGGGAUUUAAGUCAGCUAAAUGUCUGGUCUAGCUCUAAUAGGGAUUUCUUUAAGAGCAAGUUGAACCCUGUUAGCAAAUGCGUAAACCUUGGAAAGGACCAACUGGUUGUUGCCAUGGCCUCCAGAAAAACUGUAAAAACUCAGCUUCAAGGUGGCCCAGUGAAGCCAUUCGGUCAUCAUCAAUCAACGGCCCGUAAGAUGGAGACUGACCUGAAGAUGAGAGCAUCUUCAGAGGCAGGCUCCCCUUCUCUUCGGGCAUACCCUCUUCUCUCUGUGAUCACCCGACAGCCUCCUGUUAUCUCCCACCUGGUCCCUGCCACCCCUCGCAUUGCCCAGGCUUUGUCAUGUCGCCCAGCCACAGAGGCUACCUCUGAUGCUCCAGCCAGCGAGGUCCCAGCCAGCAGUGAGUCUGAGACCGAACAGCCAACUCCCAGGUUGAAAAAACCUCGUCGUAGCCGUACCAUUUUCACAGAGCUGCAGCUCAUGGGAUUAGAGAAAAAGUUUCAGAAGCAGAAAUAUCUAUCCACACCAGACAGGUUGGACCUUGCCCAGUCUCUGGGACUCACUCAACUCCAAGUAAAGACUUGGUAUCAAAAUCGCAGAAUGAAAUGGAAGAAAAUGGUUCUAAAAGGUGGGCAGGAAGCUCCUACCAAACCCAAAGGGCGUCCCAAGAAGAACUCCAUCCCCACCUCAGAAGAGAUUGAAGCUGAAGAGAAAAUGAAUAGUCAAGCUCAGAAUCAGGAUGUGCUAGAGCCCACUCAGGAACACAAGAAGCUGGAACCUCCAGAGGAACCCAAGGCGUCUGAUCUCCCCACAGAGGCCCUUGAGUCCCCCAGUAGCCAGUCCCAGGAGCUGCCACCUCCCUCUUCGGAGACAGCAUCAUCAAGCUAAAAUUUACCUUUUCUUGGGAGGGGAGGGAGUGACUGAGGGUAAGAGGAGAGGAGGCAGGGGGAAGUAAGGAGAAAAAACUCACCAAAGAACUCAUACCUGAUGUGCCUGGGGAGGAGAGAAGGCAGGCAAACCCUUCCCCUCCUCCCAGAAUGUUCUUACAUCAUCAUCAGCAUGCAUGCACUUGAAUGAACCCUUGUUUGUUUUAGGCCUUGCUCCUGUUGAAAGGGUGUGCUGCCACAGGGCUACCCAACUUGCCUAAAGGAAGAGAGCUCCUUGGGGAUCUUACUGACACCAUGGUUGUCAUGGAGAUGGUUGUGGUAUUCUGGCUGGGUACAAGAUACCUAUCUAUGGGGUAGGCUGUAUCCUGGAACAAAGAGGGAGGACGCCAUAGCUCUUUUCUCUAUCGGCUCCAGGGCAACCACCAAUCAAAGCAGAGAGAUAUGGAAGAACUGGGGCAGCUGCCCAAUUUCCUUGGUGACCUAGCACUUAUUUCUUGUAGGCUUUAAAAGAAAACAUUUAAAAUUUUUUGAGGGGAGGGAGAAGGGCAGGGUGGGUCAGGGGAUAAGGGAGUUCUGAAUUAUUAGAGUUGUUUCUGAAGAAAGUUCCUGUUUGUUUGUUUGAUGUGUGCCUUUGUACCAAUUAAAGGGUGAUAAGGUGACCCAAGAACAUUUUCCUAUAGCCUUGCUCCAGAGGGGAUGCCAUCCCCAACAGCUGCAACGCAGAUGUGUUAAGAUAACUUUUAUUUUUUAAUUAAAAAAUAAAUAAUUGAA
Molecule: messenger RNA, 2778 nt
Organism: Sarcophilus harrisii (Tasmanian devil)
Lineage: Eukaryota; Metazoa; Chordata; Mammalia; Dasyuromorphia; Dasyuridae
Gene: BARX2
Product: BARX homeobox 2
Exons: 4
Coding region: 1232-2008 (258 amino acids)
Biological process (GO): regulation of transcription by RNA polymerase II
Cellular component (GO): nucleus
Molecular function (GO): DNA-binding transcription factor activity, RNA polymerase II-specific; RNA polymerase II transcription regulatory region sequence-specific DNA binding
Source: RefSeq, a predicted model, not a curated record